AUGGCCCAAGCCCCGCCGACCUUCACGCCGGAUAGCGAAUUCGCCGAACUUGAGACCCCACGCGGCCCGAAGGCUGGUAGUCUUUCUAUCACAGCGCUGGCACGCUUCGAGUUUGAGGCUGGCAAGGGUAAUGAAGGCACCAAAAUCUUGAUGGUGGAGUGGGAAGAUGACGACCUGGCUCGAUCGACCACCGACGGUUCAUGGCAUGUCUCCUGGGCAGGGAAGACCACGGUGCUGCCCGCUGAUGAACGACCGAGCGAAAGCACGCGUCGGUUCUAUUUCCUACUGCCACCACAUGUUACGAUUCCACCUGUUGUCACCCUGUCAUACAAGCCACGACAAGUCAAAACAAACAAUGAUGGAGCGGCUCCAGCCUUGGACCCUCGCGAUAUUCUUCAGCUGAACCCCCUACCUGCGAUCUUCCCUCCCGAGUUGGGCGCAACAGGUCGUUCCGCUGGGAAGAAAGGAGUGCUUCACACAAUCUGGGCCAAGAAGCGACUACGUGUUUUGGAGAAGGAGAUUCGCGAAGAAUGCUUGACCAAUGCCGAAGGAGUUGCGCUACAUAUGGCAGUACAAGAGAAGGAGUGGAUAGAAGGGAAUUUCGGCUUGAGCCCUCGUGGCGUUGAGAACAGCCACGACUCCUCCAACUCUUCUUCCACGUAUCCCACUGGGCCCGCUACGCCCGUGUCUCCUGUCAGUGGAAGGAAAUUAAUGGAUAAGUUGAAGGGACUGAAGCUCCAGACCAGUGAGAGGGAUUUGUCAGCCAAAGAUGGUGCGCAAGAUCAAGACUUGAACUCUGAUAGAAUGAAACUGACCGCGAGAAAACCAGGCCCAAGUGACUCGCACCUUCUAUCGCCUCAAUCGCCGGACGUUGCUGUCUCCUCAUUCAGCUCGUUCCGCAGCAUAGCUAACCGGGCUCCUCACUCAAUGCCAACCCCAGAUACAAAUCCGACUCCAACUCCAAGCCUUCCAACGAAUCCCACUGGACCUGAGUCCUUCAGACCCGUUGCGCUUCAUCCGCCCGAGUCUGUUCAGGAGGCCCAGCAAUCGAGUAGACCUGAAGGUUUCGCCGCAAUCGGCUCUAUGACAACAAUUGCCCGUACAUCGAGCGCCGACUCUGGCGAUGACCUCUUUGCCAAAGCGCUGAGUCCGCGCUCUCCAGAUCUACCUCGGAGUCCAUUCUCAUUUGCUUGA
This is a messenger RNA of Penicillium daleae, 1194 nucleotides long. RefSeq lists its product as uncharacterized. The record is from RefSeq and is a predicted model, not a curated record. The coding region runs from base 1 to 1194 and encodes 397 amino acids. The transcript has a single exon. Lineage: Eukaryota; Fungi; Ascomycota; Eurotiomycetes; Eurotiales; Aspergillaceae.